This is a messenger RNA of Impatiens glandulifera, 2110 nucleotides long. RefSeq names its product putative clathrin assembly protein At5g35200. Gene Ontology annotation, cellular component: clathrin-coated pit; clathrin-coated vesicle. The transcript has 16 exons. NCBI's taxonomy places the organism in Eukaryota, Viridiplantae, Streptophyta, Magnoliopsida, Ericales, Balsaminaceae. The coding region runs from base 136 to 1815 and encodes 559 amino acids. Gene Ontology annotation, molecular function: 1-phosphatidylinositol binding; SNARE binding; clathrin heavy chain binding. The record is from RefSeq and is a predicted model, not a curated record. Gene Ontology annotation, biological process: vesicle budding from membrane; clathrin coat assembly; clathrin-dependent endocytosis.
UUUGACGUUUCUUCUUCUUCUUCAUCCCCAGACCAACCAGACCCUGGACCGACGCCUCUCUCUCUCUCUCAUCAUUUUCUCUCUCUUUCUCUUUCUCUUUCUCUUUCUCUCUCUGAUUCAUUCAAGCAGAGAGAGAUGUCAGGAGGUGGUACCCAGAAGAGUAUUAGGAAAGCACUUGGAGCUAUUAAGGAUACAACUACUGUUAGUUUAGCUAAAGUAAAUAGUGAUUACAAGGAAUUGGAUAUUGCAAUUGUUAAUGCCACAAAUCAUCAUGAACGCCCAGCAAGAGAGAAGAACAUAAGAGCUAUUUUUGCUGCCGUUUCGGCUUCAAGACCUCGAGCUGAUGUUGCAUAUUGCAUACAUGGCCUCGCCCGUCGAUUAUCUAAAACACAUAAUUGGGCGGUUGCUCUUAAAACGAUGAUUGUUAUUCAUCGUGCUCUAAGGGAAGUGGACCCAACAUUCCACGAAGAAUUCAUUAAUUAUGGAAGGAGCAGAGGUCAUAUGCUCAACAUGACUUACUUCAAGGAUGAUUCUAGUCCAAAUGCAUGGGAUUAUUCAGCUUGGGUUCGCAGUUAUGCGCUGUUUCUGGAAGAAAGACUAGAGUGUUUUCGUGUAUUGAAGUUUGAUGUGGAGACUGAUCGUCCGAGAACUAAGGAUUUGGGAACUCAGGAAUUGCUGGAACAGUUACCUGCAUUGCAGCAACUUCUAUUUCGUGUACUUGGUUGCCAGCCACAAGGUGCAGCAAUCCACAAUUUUGUGAUUCAGUUAGCACUUUCUUUGGUUGCUUCUGAAAGCAUGAAAAUCUAUCAAGCUAUAAGUGAUGGUACUGUUAACUUGGUUGACAAGUUUUUUGAGAUGCAACGCCAUGAUGCCCUUAAGGCUUUAGACAUAUACAGAAGAGCAGGGCAGCAGGCAGAGAGGCUGUCGGAAUUUUAUGAAGUAUGUAAAAAUCUUGAUAUUGGUCGUGGAGAGAAAUUUAUUACGAUUGAACAGCCUCCUGUUUCAUUUCUACAAGCCAUGGAGGAAUAUGUAAGUGAAGCACCACGCAUUUCAACUGUUCGCAAAGAUCAGGUGAGUGAUGCUACUCCUAAGGUGAUCUUAGCCAUAGAACACAAGAAAACUCAAGAGGCACGCCCUCCAUCACCACCUCCACCACCACCUGAACCUGAAUUUGAACCAGAACCAGUAAAAGUUGAAGCUCCAAUUGUUAAGGCCCCUGAUUUGCUGGAUUUGAAUGAUCCUGUCACCGCUGCCGCUUCAGAAUUAGACGAGAAGAAUGCACUGGCAUUGGCGAUUGUACCUAUUGCUACUGCUGAUUAUCCAGACUCUACCAGCAGAAAUCUAGCAAAUGGAACUACAGGCUGGGAGCUAGCCCUUGUAACAGCCCCUAGCUUCAGUGAGACUGCUACAACAUCUAGCAAAUUGGGUGGUGGGCUCGACAAAUUUACACUAGACAGCCUAUAUGAUGAUGCAAUAAGACGAAACAACCAACCCGUCAGUUACAACCCAUGGGAGCCUGCACCAGUGGCCCACUCUAGCAUGCCCCAAUCAGCAGCUUAUGAUCCAUUCUUUGCCUCCAAUAAUAUGGCUGCUCCACAUUCAGUACAAAUGGCAGCCAUGGCCAACCAAAAUCAGGCCUACCUUUACCAACAACAGCAGCACCAGCAGCAACAAAUGAUGAUGAUGAUGGGACCUCAGCAUCAAAUGCAACAACAAAAUCCUUUCGGAAACCCUUAUGGAUCUAGCAUUCACCCACAUGGCACUGGUAUGCCUGUGCAAGCCGCGUAUGGUCAUUACAACACGGGAUUCAUGUAAGUAAAUAAAAACAUGUUUGGAAAUUCUACAUUCCCUUUUUUCUAGAAACAUGUGCAAAUUUGUGUUGAGUUCAUUGAGGUUGUAUCAUAUGUUGUGAAAUGCAGUUUGCUAGAGGGUCUUUUUAUUUUUAAUUUAGAGUCUCGCAUAAGAUCAUUAUUUUGGUUGAUAAAAGAAGAUUGUCAAUAAUGUAGAUGGGUAAGAUAUUUCUUGUAUUUUUGCCUGUUUCUUGAUUCUGAAGCAGGAUGAGACCAUUUCUUCAGUUUAUUGUUAUAUGUCCAUGAUUCUUACUCUUUAA